UAUUUAAAAAAAAGAAGAGAGAGAAAGAGAAAGAAAGAAAAAAAAAAAAAAGGUAAUCAAUCAUCUCUGCAAAACUGCAACAAAAUCAGAGCAUAGAGAAAGGGAAAGACCUCAGAGAAAGACAGAGAAGAAGAACAACCACAACAACAAAGAAGAAAGAAGUUAAUUUAUUUUGUUCUCUAUUUAAGUUAGCACCGCCGUUUCCCAUGGCGGCGUUGCAGACCACUUCACUUUUGCAUAUCAAAUAAAAAAAUAUUAAAAAAAAUAAAAAAAAAAUUACCCUCUCCGAAUCUGAUUCCCAAUUCUUCAACCCUUUUUUUUCUUCUCAAAACUGCUUUCCGAUCAUCGUUCAGAGAUUGUGUUGUUGUUGUUUUUUUUUUCUGAUAUGGAUUUUGAUUCAAAAUCAGGAAGAAUAUGGCCGGUUUUUUCCCACUAGACGGCGGCGGAAGCGGGGGAAGAGUACCCAAUUAUCAUUUUCCCACUCCAACCACCGGCGGCGAAAUUAUUCAUCCGACAACCGAGGGGUUAUUUUGGUACAAGAAUUAUGAGAGAUUGGAAACAUGGGAAGGAGAAGAAGAACAUCAACAGCAGCAGCAACCGGCGCAAGAACAAGGGGGAGAAGGGUUUGUUUACUCCGGCGAUGAAUCGCCAGCAAGAUCGUCGUUGGUGAUGGUGAGAUCGGGGAGAGGCGGGGGCAGCGGAGGAGGGCCGGUAACGAGUUGCCAAGACUGUGGAAAUCAAGCCAAAAAAGAUUGUGCUCACAUGCGAUGUAGAACUUGUUGUAAAAGCCGUGGGUUUGAGUGUGAAACCCACGUGAAAAGCACGUGGGUUCCUGCCUCUAAACGCCGUGACCGCCUCCUCCGUUCCGACGGCCUCAACUCCAAACGCCCUAAAGACACCCACUACCACCCCACUUCUUCAGGGUUGGACAUGGCGAAUUUUCCGAUGGAAGUGACCACACCGGCUGUCUUUCGGUGUGUACGAAUGACAACCUUGGACGAAACCGACGACCAAUAUGCGUAUCAAACAGCUGUCAAUAUCGGAGGCCAUAUUUUUAAAGGCAUUCUUUACGAUCACGGCCCUGAACAACCACCUCCCCCGCCCUCCUCCUCCUCCGCCGCCGCAUUGCUCGAUUCAACUCCGCCCUACCCGACUCCUCUCUCCACCUAUAUCACCGCCGGUACGCAAUUUUUUCUUCCUCCAUCAUCUUAGCAAUGAAUAGGUGAAAUUGAAAUGAAAAAAAGAAAAUUAAUUAAUUAAGUGAGUGAAGGAAUUGAAGUUUCGAGUUUGUAUUAAAAGUAUAUAAUUUUUUUUUUAAGAAUAAAUUUUUAAGCUUGUAAUUUUUCAA
This is a messenger RNA of Cucumis melo (muskmelon), 1348 nucleotides long. RefSeq names its product protein SHI RELATED SEQUENCE 1-like. Gene Ontology annotation, cellular component: nucleus. The record is from RefSeq and is a predicted model, not a curated record. Gene Ontology annotation, molecular function: DNA binding; DNA-binding transcription factor activity. Gene Ontology annotation, biological process: positive regulation of DNA-templated transcription. Bases 415 to 1212 code for a protein of 265 amino acids. The transcript is spliced from 2 exons. Lineage: Eukaryota; Viridiplantae; Streptophyta; Magnoliopsida; Cucurbitales; Cucurbitaceae.